Alternaria atra is the source of this 981-nucleotide messenger RNA. RefSeq lists its product as uncharacterized. Gene Ontology annotation, biological process: protein deubiquitination. The record is from RefSeq and is a predicted model, not a curated record. Gene Ontology annotation, molecular function: cysteine-type deubiquitinase activity. Bases 1 to 981 code for a protein of 326 amino acids. The transcript has a single exon. NCBI's taxonomy places the organism in Eukaryota, Fungi, Ascomycota, Dothideomycetes, Pleosporales, Pleosporaceae.
AUGGUCUGUGCUAUGAAAGAGCUCAUCCCCCGUUACUGGGGAGACUACAGGAUGAAUGGACAAGAGCCGAUGCCUUUCGAGCCAGACGACACGAUGCUUAGGCAGAUCUAUAACUAUUCCGCUAAAAACGAGACUUUCAGACCUAUAGAAGUAAUGGGCAUAAAUGGAAAGAUAACGUUGAUAGACCGACAGUGCGACGCGGAAGAAUGGAUGACAUACUUCUUGGGCGAAUGUCGAGAAGCCACCGAUAAGGAGGUUGUUCCAGAUUGGGAGGCUAGCUACCGAGCACUCUUCGAGUUUGAGUUCGAAGAGCGACGCUAUUGCAAUACCUGCGAUAUAGAUAUACCCCGAAACCCUGAUCCUGCUAUCGAUCCACCAAGAAGCUUCAAACCACCCAGUUUAGGCUUCAAUGGCUGUUCAAUCGACCGCAACAAUCCCGGAACAAUAGUCACUGCCAUAGACGACCAACUGGCUGACGAAGUUGGCCUUAUCACAAAAGACUGUCCCGCCUGCAAGUCUAAUCGAUUAGUAAGGAAACGUUUCCGUAUCGAUGCAGCGCCAGAAUACAUGCUCGUCAAGUUCAACUUAGUGUACAAUGCCGCUCCGCCCCCCUCUCCUCCUAGUACAGUUCCCCAACCACCUGACAUGUGCAAAAUUACCGAGGCUAGUGAACUUCCUGAGAUUGACGAAAUACUUGAUUUGACUCAGCAUCAGGUCGAUCCUAGUACGAAGUUGAUGUACAGACUUGUGGCAGUCUUACCGCAUCUGGGUGCUUUAGACUGCGGUCAUUGGAUUGCGACCGUGAGGAAGUAUCCGAGGUGGUAUAACAUUAAUGAUGGAGAUGUGAACCAGGUGAAAGUGAAUUUUGCUUUGUCGAACCCGGAGGUUGUCCCAGAGAACUUGAGUGGCACUGGUGAGGAGAGAGAAAAGAAGAACAACAAGUUUCAGAUGGUUGUUUUGAUGUAUGCGAGAAUACCAUAG